AUGAUUAUAGCUGAGAACUAUGAAGAUCUUUUGAGAAAAGGUACCUGGAAAUCUCGAAAUAUCUAUCUAUCCUGUAAACAAUGUUUGGGCAGGACUUUUGGGUAUAUUUAUACUGUAUAUUAAAAGUUGUCUUAAGAAAUAAUCAUUGACAAGUAUUGUAGUUUCUACAUCUAUGUCCCUCAACAAAGCAUUUCAACUUAUCGACAUAGGUGGUACAUGAAGGUGUAUUGGGGUGCUUUCCAUUUAAUGGCCAGCCAUGGAAAGAUCUGGUCCAGGUUUCUUGAAACUAUAGCCGAAAUGGAGCUUGUCCUGAUUUGAUCCAAAUUUUACUGUCAUACUUCUCUGAUGUCCAAUAAUUUUGUGUUUCAUUUAAUAAUUUUAUCAGUCUAACUGGCCCGACCAUGUUAAUGGAAAGUACCCUUGUUAUCCCAGUACCACAGCUCACCCCCACCCAUGCACCCCCAAUUCUGUCUCUUUCUAUGACUCAGUAUUUCUUAGUUUGGCUAACAAAAUAACUAUGAGUAUAUUUUUAUAUGAUUUUCCAAAUAAUGUUACAUAGCACCUCUUCAUAAUACCUACCUAAUACAAAAUAGAUCUAGUUAUAUGAGUUAUAUCAAGUUAUGGACAUAGUAUUUUGACAAUAUUUUGACUAUAUAUAUAAAAAUAGGUACGCACUGCGUACAUGUGGCUUGUCGAAUACAGCUGGAGUUCACACUGUCAUGAACAUUCAACACAAACAUUCAUUCUGAUACAAAAUUAAUAAUUACAAUAGAUGAAUGGUCAAAAUAAAACAGAUACAGCAUCGUUCUUACAAUGCCAACAAAUGGCUACAAUCACUCGAUUUAAAAGCAACAUUGGUUGGUAGCAAUGAUUCAGCCAACAAUAUUAUUGAGUUACACUAGUACUUUAAUUAAUAAAUGUUUUGCUAAAAUAAUAAGCAUAUACAGCAACUAAUGAUGUCAAUUUUAUUGUUUUUCAAAAUUUCACUAAUAUGUAAUUCACUAAGAUUUCAUUACAUUGGGUUUCUUGUUACAAAUAUAUUUGGUGUCUGGUUUACAAGUCAUCAGCUUUUCUUGAAUUGCUGGCAUCGCAGAUAUCAUAAAACAUUUAAAUUCAAAGUUCUUCAAUAUAAUAUUUAAUACUAGAUUUCUAAACAUUUUUUAUUUAUUGUAAAAUCUAACAGCAUCGGAAUUUAUAAUGAACUCAUCAAAUCAAUUUAGUCAUUACCACUAAGAUUUUUGUCUGAUAGUUGUAUUGCCCUGAUACUUGCACAAAUAUUCUGAUCUUCCUAUAUUAUCCAAUAUUGUUACCAGUCACCAUAUUAUCAGCAAAUUGACCAGAACAUGUGUUCGCUAUAAAAGUAUGAACAUGCUACUCAAUUGACACUGCUGUUAUUAAAUGCAGAAAAGUUGAAACUUGUUGAUAUGAUCUCAUCACAUUAUGGCUGUGGGUUUGCUUCUUCACAUAUAUAUAUACCCUCACAACUGCAAGGGUCAGUGUUGUAUGGUGAUUGCACUGAUUUUCAGGAAUGUAGCGAAGCGUCUGAAGUUUGCGAGGGGGGUGUCGGAUGUCAAAUGGUCAUCAUUUCACAAAUAUAACAACUUUUUUACACAAAUUUUACCUCAAAUGUCAAAAUUUAGAGUAUACUUCAAUUUUACCUGAGUUUCACAGUUGUGGGGUUUACACCUCCCACACCCGUCUCUACGUCUCUGCUGAUCUUAGAUCGGAUAUAUUAUUUACAUCUGGACUACAUAUCCAAAAAAUAUACUGCACCUAUGUGCAGUUGUAUUUCCUGGUUUAAUAGGUCUAAUGAAUGCAAAAUAAUACAUUUUCACUCAAUUACUUCCAUCUAGAAGAUCCUUCAACUGUAUGUAAACAGACUGAGCUUCCACGCUAGUGACUACUAUAGACUAUAUUAAUAUAAAAUAGUCCAGCCUGUUUUCUGUGUUAAUUGUAGUUUUGUACCUGCAAGUGGAUAGGGCAGUUGUAGUGUUGUUGUAAAAUAUGCCAACAAUGGGCUUGUUUCUUAUAUAAUUUACCCACAUAAUGGUAUAUUUAAAAUGCAAGAUCUGUGCAAGAACGUUCCGAUUAUAAACAGGAUUGUAAACUCACUAUCAAGCUUUAUAUGAAGCGUGAUCAAAAUCUCUUUGACCAGAAGCAGAGUCCAGAGCAGACAUGAAUAGCAAAUAUGAUAUUGACAGAUUCACAAAUUGUAAACAUAUAAAAUAUCGAUUGAAAUAACAAAAAUUAUCUUACCGUUUCUGUGAAAAAUUCAUUCAAGUAUUUCUACGAGAGUUGCCAACUGUAAUUUUGCUGAGUGAGGCAUAUAUCUGUCACUUUAAAGUCGUUACUCGUUAAUACGAUCACAGUAUAAGGAUACAAUACCUUUUCUGUGGCAUUUAAUACCAUCGCCUCAUGCCAUCAACGAGAGUUUCCGAAGCCAGUCAACAAGUUCCGUCACAACUUCACAACUUUUACAGUUUUAGCGUUACAUUGUGGCUAGCCCGCGAACGUGCUAGCCACAAAAAGAACUGACAUGGUGUACUAUAGAAAAUGCCUCUAGCAUCAUAUUUUGCCGUCAUGCCCCUGUAGAUCUUUUUUGGGGACCAUUUUUACCUCACCAAGAGGUUUAAUGCUUUUUAUGUGUGUGUGUGUAUUUUAACGAAACUGGAUAGAAAUGUUCAAACAUUUUAAUACAAAAAAUUGUUGUGUUUAACUUAAAUAAUUAACAGAAAUUGUUUGUGAGGUUUGCAAAACGUGGAGACUGGAGAGUCUUGCUUUCCCGGUCUAAACAGAACUGAAUGUGAAAUUAUACAUAUUGCACAUAUAAUUUAUGCGUGAAUACCUAACUCGAUUUGCUGAGCACUCAGGCAUGCAGUCCCUAAGUAGCUUCUAGUAUUUUAAUACUUCCAUGUGAAAAUGAAUAAGGGAGGGCAUCACUUGGUCCUAGGUGGGAGCUAGAGUUACGCCCAUCUAAAUGCCAAGCAAUCUUUUUGCUUCUUGUUUUUUAUGAGAAAUAUAUUUGAUAAAAAAACACUAAUAUUAUAAGAACAUUAUAUUUCCUAUGGUCAAACCAUGGAUUGUAAAAUAACUGGAUACGAAACUAGCUGACAUCACAGUCUAAACCUAGUUGCAAUCUGUGACGUCACAUGUAUUGCCAAAGUUUUCAGCAUUUUUGUUGUUUCACUAUAUUUUCCGCUUUGAAAGAGUUAUAUUGAAGCAAAAACUGGUCUAAUUGUUUUAAAAGGUAAAUGUUUUUCGUCUUUGUUUUGUAUUUUUUAACAUUUGUAGCUACGAAAUUGGCGGCGCCAAUUUUUACGAAAUUUGCGAUGCAUUUUUCACUGUUUAGUGCUUGAAAUAUUUGCUAAAAUUGACUGGGAAUACUUAGAGAUUUCAUCGUAGAAUGGUCUAGUAAUAUUUAUUUGCUCUUAGCCUAAAAUGUCUAGCUGUAUUAUCACUAAACAUGCCGUUUUUGAGAAUUUGGUUUGCAACUAGGUUUCAACGCCAUCAUCCCAUUGAAAACAUUAGGUCACGUCAGCUAGUUUCCUAUCCAUGUCUUUUACUAUCCAUGGUCAAACCAAAAUAUGAUAUAAUAUCUGGUUUCAAAGAUUUUUUUAUUCUAAAGGGGCUGACAAACUUGGUUUUCCAAACAAUGCUAUAAAGACUCUAGUUCUUGAGCAGGAUGGAAAUGAAGUAGACAGUGACUCUUUUGAGUAUAUUGAAGAAGGGACAACUUUCAUUAUUCUUACCUCGAAUCAGGCAUGGAAAAGUUGUGAAGGUUUGCAUGGUUUUCACUAUUAUGUGCACAAUAAUUCUGGAGUUCUUAUAGGAUGUACAUGAACUUGAAUAAUGAACAUGCUAUGUUGAUCAUGCUGAUGAACUUAUCCUGUGUCUCUAUGUUUCCUAGAUGUUGGUGUGGGCAAUCAAGUGAGUGAAACCUCAAAAUCCGAUGAGUCAAUGCAAUCUAAUUUAAAGCAAAGUAUGAUGUAAUUUUGUCUAUAUCACUGCAGUGUAUAUUUCCAAAUUUACAUCUCUCAGACCGUGAUUUUUUGUCUGUGUUUGUUUCAGGUGGCCAGAAAACUAUCUGCUUUCAGGGAAAUCAGAUUGUGUUGGGUCCAACUCUACAGGUACGAUCUGCAGGCAGAGAUAUUGUGUAAUUGUGCAAAAUUAAAAAUUGUAUCUCAGACGUCAAAUUUGAUAUCUACAUAAUAUAUAUAUAGACCUCACCCUAAUGUAUUUUUAGAUUAACGUUAAGUAGCUUCAAGCAGUUACUUCGUUGCGCACCUAAGAAUAAUUUAAAUCUAAAACCACAUGUUUUUGUUUUUGAUUCAGCAAAGUGGUUCAAAAUCAAACAUUGAGGUGGCUGUUAAAAUAGACCCUGAAAAGUUGAGAGAGGACAGCAAGAUUUACCCAAAUGCAGUUCCUGGUUCUUUCUUGUAUAAAUAUAGAAAAGCUCUAAAUGAUGCUGCAUAUGAAAUUUGUCUGGAAAAUCCAUCCUUAGUUCACAAGAGAGGUGAACUGCAGUCUUUGGCCAGGGCAAAAGUGGAUGAAAGUGGUUAUUCAUACACGAAAAAUAAAUCACGAUCGCAAGAAUUGUCCAUUCCUUGUGCGAACAAUUUAACGCCAAAAAUUACCCCAUCGUUGCGAGCAAAAAGAAUAACGAAUAUCGAAGAAGAUUUAAAGGAAGUAAAUUUAGAAAUGUCCUUGCUUGAAAGAUCCAGAGCAAAAGCCAGGAAUCUAAACCAAGAUGAGCGUGCAAGGAGCUUGACACAGGAGAUGACUCCGCUAAGACAACGAAAGCGGAAACUAGAUGAUGAACUGUUGACCCUCCAGAAAAAAGAAGCAAAGUCACUCAAGCAAAAGAAAAUGAGAAACUCUCAAAUCAAGGAAGCCAAGAAUAAGCUAGACGGUAAGCAGCUCAAUUCUUCACAGCGCACUCUGGAUGAAGUAUUGGAUAAAGGGCAGGCAUUAAAUGCUGAAGAAAUCCUUGAAGUACUUGAUUCUGUUGAAGACAGCGCAGAAAUCAGCAAAGAAAGUGAAGUCAGCGAAGUAGUAAGUGAUGUUGAGGAAAAGAAAAAUGUAGCUCCAGCAGAGUCUUUUUUGUAG
Paramuricea clavata is the source of this 5106-nucleotide messenger RNA. NCBI's taxonomy places the organism in Eukaryota, Metazoa, Cnidaria, Anthozoa, Malacalcyonacea, Plexauridae. The record is from the annotation of a GenBank genome assembly.